Messenger RNA from Periconia digitata, 943 nucleotides. NCBI's taxonomy places the organism in Eukaryota, Fungi, Ascomycota, Dothideomycetes, Pleosporales, Periconiaceae. The record is from the annotation of a GenBank genome assembly.
CAUGUCGACCAUGAGCAGCAGCUGGCCUGGCCCGUUUCGUGUCGUGACCCUUGUCACCCUGCUGUCUGUCAGUCAGCCAGCCGUGCCUUCGCCGACCGACAUAGCUAAAGCCACCAUCCGAGGCCCAUCUGCGUCACUGCCUGUCGCCCUUGUUAUUACACAUCUCCUACCUUUAUGUCUACACAGUCUUACUCGCACACCUAGCUCUAUCUAUCUUAUCGGCCUCGACCCAUCCAUCCAUCCACUCAUCACCCAUCGCCACAACCGCCGUCACCGCCUCCUCACUUCAUCCUUCCUCAACCUCCCCAACCACAACCACAACCACAACCAAACCUUGCGCUUUCCUACCAUUCUCAAUAUGCGCCGUUCAGACUCCAUCAGCAGUGUCGACUCCUUUGACGACGACACAAUGCAGAUCUUCGUCAAGGACGUUUCCGGCAACAACAGUACGUAUGCUCUCGGUUCCGAACUUCGGAACUCCCCAACAUCAACAUCAUCAUCACCAUCGUCACCACCCUCACGGCAUCCACCCAUCCCCCUCACAAUCCCCUCGUCAACCUCCAUCUCCACCCUCUCCGCUCUCCUCGCUCUCCGCCACAACCUCCCCAUGGAGCCUCGGAUAGUGCAUGCCGGCACCCACCUCUCCUCACCCUCCUCUACCCUUUCCUCCUUGCAAAUCCCUCCCAACUCUACCCUGCACAUGGCCCUGCCCGUGCGUGGUGGGAUGCCACCCAAGAAGAUCCGCUGCAGCUUCAAGGAGUGCCGCGACGCCGCCCAGCGCAUCGUCGGCGACUGCAGCUUCUGCAAAGGCCACUUCUGUGGCAAGCACCGUCUGCUUGAGGACCACAAGUGCGAGGGUCUCGAGGAUUGCAAGAAGGAGAGCUACGAGAGGAAUGCCGAGAAGUUGAACAGCGAGCGGACGGUUGCCAUCAAGGGCGUGUAA